AUGAGUGAGAACUUGAAACGGGCCGAGUCACUAUUCAACCGCAUCAUGAACCAGAACGGCGGCGGCGCCGCCACCACCAGCGGCGCCAGCGCGCCUCCCGCCGCCGCCGCUAAGCCGCCGCCGGUGGAGCUCCCCAAGCGAGACCCCGCCAAGAUCGCCCACGACACCCUAGCGAGAAUACCGCCGGCGCACCACGUGCUACCGUUCUGCUGGACGGUGUGGUUCCACCUGCGCACGCGCAAGAAGGACGACUCGGGCCAGCCCGCCGUCGACCUGUAUCUCCAGCGGACGGAGGAGAUCCUGUUCCCCGUGGUCAAGGGCGAGGGCGCCGGCGCGCUGGUCGUCAUCGGCCUGGUGGAGCAGAUGUGGAUGGCGAUGGCGUGCUUGAAGCGCGGGCACGACUUGGUGAUCGGCACCGAGCUCCUCGUGUUCAAAGCGGGGAUCGCCCCCGUGUGGGAGGACCCCGUCAACACCAAGGGCGGCCGGUGGGUGUUCCGCUUCAACCGCCGCAGCCAGAGCGGCGGCGACUCCCCCGACGGCGACGCCAGCCUCUCGGCGCACCAGCUCGCGAUCCGCCGCCGCACCAACUUGAUCUGGGAGCGCCUCCUCUUGCGCACGCUCACGGGGCUGCUCAUCCCCGACACCGUCGACGCCGACGUCGCCGAAGCCCUUUUAAGCGACAUCUGCGGCGUGGUGCUCUCGGUGCGCAAGGACGACGACAUCAUUUCCGUGUGGAACCUGAACCUCAACUUCAAAAAGAAGGACAAGUUGCUGCUGUUCCAAGGGCGCCGCAUGAUCUGCGACGCCAUCCUUCGCGUGAUCCGCGAGUGCGACUUGAUCGCCCAGGGGCUGGACUGUGUCGACACCGUCGACCUGGGGCUGAACGAGCGCGUGUUCGGGGUGCUGUUCGAGUACCGGUUGCACGCCGACAACCCCCACGACGCCCCGACAAACAAGUACCGCCGAUAUCACCACCAGAACCAUACAUAG
This is a messenger RNA of Diutina rugosa, 990 nucleotides long. RefSeq lists its product as uncharacterized. Bases 1 to 990 code for a protein of 329 amino acids. Lineage: Eukaryota; Fungi; Ascomycota; Pichiomycetes; Serinales; Debaryomycetaceae. The transcript has a single exon. Gene Ontology annotation, cellular component: eukaryotic translation initiation factor 4F complex; cytoplasm. Gene Ontology annotation, molecular function: RNA 7-methylguanosine cap binding; translation initiation factor activity. The record is from RefSeq and is a predicted model, not a curated record. Gene Ontology annotation, biological process: translational initiation.